This is a messenger RNA of Cornus florida, 1907 nucleotides long. RefSeq names its product probable serine/threonine-protein kinase PIX13. The record is from RefSeq and is a predicted model, not a curated record. The transcript has 6 exons. Lineage: Eukaryota; Viridiplantae; Streptophyta; Magnoliopsida; Cornales; Cornaceae. Gene Ontology annotation, molecular function: protein kinase activity; ATP binding. The coding region runs from base 305 to 1561 and encodes 418 amino acids. Gene Ontology annotation, biological process: protein phosphorylation.
AUACAUCCAUACAUACAUAAUUCUAUACCACUAUUCAGCAAUGUAAAACCAUAUAUAAUAUAUGUGAAAUAUAUAUCAUAUUGAUAUAACUCAGAGAGAGCGUAGUCAAUGGUCAUGGUCAAGAAAAGUAUUGAAUAAAAUAGAAGCAAAUAGAUGAAAGGGGUGAGUCUGAAUAAGAUCAAUACAAAGCAGAACUUGCUUUGAAGGCCAUUGAUCAUCAACCAAAUUAUGCCCCUAUCUGUCUCUGAUUAACAUCCAAGCUCCAAAGAGAAACACAAAGUGUAGUAACCAAAUAGAGAUUCAUAUGGGGAUUUGCUUUGCUUCUCUUUCUAGGACCCAAAGCCCUAACACUACUGGCAACCUUAGUUCAGGAAUAUCACAGACAACCAGUAACACAAUAUCUUCAGGAGGCACAACAUCUUCAGGUGGCACCAACCUGUCCACUGCCAGCGAGUUCUCGGCUGCAAGUGGCAACGAUGAGACUUUUCCGGGUGGGCAGAUCUUGCCCACCCCCAACUUGAGGAUAUUCACUUUUGCGGAAUUGAAGAUUGCAACCAGAAAUUUCAGAGCAGAUACAGUUUUGGGAGAAGGUGGUUUCGGGAAAGUUUACAAGGGUUGGCUCGAUGACAAGGUUACACCUAGGAAUGGUAGUGGAAUGACUGUUGCGGUCAAGAAGUUGAAUUCUGAAAGCAUGCAAGGCUUUGAAGAGUGGCAGUCUGAGGUGAAUUUCCUUGGAAGGCUUUAUCAUCCUAACCUUGUUAAGUUGUUGGGAUAUUGUUGGGAGGAUAAAGAGCUACUUCUUGUUUACGAGUUCAUGCAAAAGGGCAGCUUGGAGAAUCACCUUUUCGGAAGGGGCUCAGCUGUUCAGCCACUUCCAUGGGAAAUAAGGCUUAAAAUUUUAUUAGGAGCAGCUCGAGGGCUGGCAUUCUUGCACACAUCGGAGAAACAAGUAAUUUAUAGAGAUUUCAAGGCCUCAAACAUAUUGCUUGAUGGGUCUUAUAAUGCAAAAAUAUCGGACUUUGGCCUGGCAAAAAUGGGUCCCUCAGCUAGUCAGUCACAUGUUACAACACGGGUUAUGGGAACAUAUGGCUACGCUGCACCCGAGUAUGUUGCCACAGGACAUUUAUAUGUGAAGAGCGACGUGUAUGGUUUUGGUGUCGUUUUGGUUGAGAUGCUGACAGGUUUACGAGCACUUGACACAAACCGUCCGAGUGGGCAACAUAAUCUGGUUGACUGGAUUAAACCAUAUUUAUAUGACAGAAGAAAGUUAAAGAACAUAGUGGACUUGCGGUUGGAAGGAAAGUAUCCUUCCAAAGCUGCAGUACAGGUUGCUCAGCUUUCUCUAAGUUGUCUUGGACCUGAACCCAAAACCAGGCCAUCAAUGAAAGAAGUUGUGGAAAGACUCGAACGGAUUGAAGCUGUCAAUGAAAGGCCAAGGGAGCGUAGAAUUAAUACACAUCGCACAGCUUAUCAACAUGGCCAACAGCCUUUACAUCAUCGUUCUCCACAUCACCCCAGGCAAAAUGGAAAUGGAAACUAUCAACAUUCACUGCGAGCGUAACAACUUGGAUUCUACCACUUACUGUGAACAAACAAGAGGUCUUUCCACACGUGUACACUGAUUCUUACAUUGAACAAGUCUCUAUUUUUUCUGUUGUUUGAUCUCCUGGAAGUGUUGCAAACUGAGUUGUUAAACUGCUGAGCUGUGUUACAUAGAUGAGAAUGUCAAUGAUAUUGACUGUAAUUAUUUUGGUUGGUCUAUUCAGUUCUGUUUGAUAUUAUUUUAAACAUAAAUCAUUAUUUAUUCAUGGGAGUAAUUUUAUCAGUAAUGAUAGAACUCUCACAUGGUUGUAGAUUUUAAAUACUCAGAUUAAUGAAGAAUACUAUGGUAGUUGUGAUGAUUGAAA